Messenger RNA from Silurus meridionalis, 4463 nucleotides. It is a transcript of the gene npas1, whose product is annotated as neuronal PAS domain protein 1. Gene Ontology annotation, molecular function: DNA-binding transcription factor activity, RNA polymerase II-specific; RNA polymerase II transcription regulatory region sequence-specific DNA binding; protein dimerization activity. The coding region runs from base 701 to 3103 and encodes 800 amino acids. The transcript has 13 exons. The record is from RefSeq and is a predicted model, not a curated record. Gene Ontology annotation, biological process: regulation of transcription by RNA polymerase II. Lineage: Eukaryota; Metazoa; Chordata; Actinopteri; Siluriformes; Siluridae.
GCAUGCCUUUUAUAUUUACUAGCAAUUGCAGAAGAGAGAGAGAGAGAGACGAGGGGGGAGUUAAGAGACAACUGGUGUGCAUAGAUUGCUUUCCCGAGAGGAAAUAAAGAGAAAAGGCUCCAGCUAGGAUAGGACAGUAGAGAGAGAGAGAGAGAGAAUACUCUUUUCCUUCAAGUCAUAUCUGAGGAUACUCAGAGCUGGACAUUAGGAGGAAAAGUGCAGUGUGAGAGAGGGGGGGGGGUGGACGCUUCGAGUUAUAGCUCACACGGAGGAAAACACUCACACACACACACUACAGUCUGUGUCGCGACUACACUCGUGGUGGAUAGCGAGGUGUGGUGUGUGUGUGUGUGUGUGUGUGUGUGCGCGUGCGUGUGUGUGUUCUUUUGUGUGAACGAGAUUGUUCUUCGUCCAGUCUGACCCCUUGUAACCCCCCUGGGGAAAGAGACAGAGAGACAGAAAGACAGAAAGCGUACCAUACGCGCGCGCGCCUUUGCGCGUAAGGGUCCUGGAACGUGCGGGUCGUGCGUAAGGUGUUCUGGUCCAAGAUCAGGGGCAUCCGAGGAAAAGGAAACGAAGGAAGCGUGCAUUGCCGCUCAACACUGGACAUGCACAUCAGCCCCUCUGCGGGAGAUCUUGGUCUGACAUAGCCUCGGCCGAUCGCAGCCUGCAUUCGAGGCGGCGGCGUGUGUAAACCACGAUGGCGGCCAUGCCAUUCGUCAGUGAGGGAAAGUGUGUUAGUGUGGAGUGGGACUUUCUGCAAGGACUCCUCGCCAAACCACCCACCCUGCCCUGUUUACAAAACCUGCGGAAGGAGAAGUCCCGUAAUGCGGCUCGCUCUCGCCGUGGGAAAGAAAACUUUGAGUUUUUCGAGCUGGCCAAAAUGCUGCCUCUCCCUGGUGCCAUCACCAGCCAGCUGGACAAGGCCUCGGUCAUCCGCCUGACCAUCAGCUACCUGCACAUGAGGCAUUUUGCCAGUCAGGGAGACCCGCCCUGGAGCCCCCUGCUGGAGGGGGACAAUAACUGCAACAAGGACCUGCUCAAACCAGCCGAAGUCAUGUUCAGACGCAUUUCAUCCACUGGCAUCUAUGUAGCUGAUUUCCCUGUCAGUCUGAAACUCCAUCAUCCAUCCAUCAUCCUCAGUGUGCGGAGAAACAGUCACUCACUAGCCACUGAUAUAUUCGAGCAGCACCUGGGAGCACAUCUAUUACAGUCCCUGGAUGGGUUUGUGUUUGUGGUUAGUCAAGAAGGCCGUUUCCUCUACAUUUCAGAGACAGUGUCGAUCUACCUGGGCCUCUCACAGGUGGAAUUAACAGGCAGUAGUGUAUUUGACUACAUUCAUCCUGCUGACCAUGUGGAGAUGGCAGAGCGAUUGGGAAUUAAGCCACACCUCCGCACAGAGGCAGGCUGUCAGACUGCCCAAGAAAGUGCUUCAAGUUCUGCGUCUACAUCCUCACUGGCUGGCACACCUGAACCAGCCCCCUCAAGUCCGCUGUCAUCCGGAGAUGAACCAGUAGAGCGAGGUUUCUUUGUCCGGAUGAAAUCCACCCUUACUAAGCGUGGCCUACAUGUUAAAUCCUCUGGGUAUAAAGUGAUCCACGUUACUGGUCGGAUUCGCUGUCGGCCAGCCCUGGUUCCAGGUUCUUCACGUUCACUCCAUCGGCCAAUGGGAUUGGUCUCUCUUGCUCACACACUCCCGCCCUCCACGCUUAAUGAGGUGCGCAUGGAGAGUCACAUGUUCGUGUUUCGUGUCAACAUGGAUCUCCAGAUCACCUAUUGUGAGAACAGGAUCUCAGAAUAUAUGGACCUGAGCCCAGCUGAGGUGGUGGGACACACCUGCUACCACUUCAUCCAUGUGGAAGAUCUUGACAACAUCCGGCAAAGCCACGAAGACUUGCUGAGGAAGGGUCAGGUUGUGACUGGUUACUACCGCUGGCUGCAGAGGAGAGGCGGGUAUUUGUGGGUUCAGUCAUGUGCCACUGUGUCCAUCAACCACAAAGCACCCCAUGAGCGCAACGUCAUCUGGGUCAACUACAUACUCAGUCGGACAGAAAUGCCUGACAUGCCACUGGACUUAAUUCAACUUCCAGAAACCCUGAAAGCUGAGCGUCUUCGGGCAAGCUCCUCCACUCGAGAGAUCUCUCCAAAGACACAUGGCCCAAACGGUGCCCACUCAACGAAGGGUGGAGUUGGACGAAAUGAGUCUGAACGCAAAGGGAGAGACUCUUACACUGCUAACCAAUCAGAUAACAGGAGAAAGAGGCCUCACCACUCCAGCCCUGAAAACACACCUCCACAAACAAGGAGACUCGAGGUGUUUCGGCAUAGAGAGGACAGCCUGUCAGGCUCCUCUGACUCUGCCAGUGACAGUGAAGCUGAAGAAGAGGAAGAGGAGGAUAAGGAAGAGGAAUGGGAGCACAAUGGCAACAGCAAGAGACUGAAGACGGAUGCUGGAUCCUCUAAGAAAAAUAGUGAGACGGGGAAAGUCCGUAAUGGCCGCGCUGUAAUCCAGCAGCUUAAGAGCGUGGUCACCAGCACUGCCAGCUCUAACAUUAAAACUGAACAGGAGAUGUUAGGUGCUGGAGUUUGUUCAGCCACUGGCGGACGAUGGAGCAACGCUCAGUCCACCAGGGGUAUUAACGGCAGCAGCCCCUCAUCCCAAGAUUCCGAGUCAGUCAACACAGAAGCUCCAGCUAAGGGUCUUUUCAGCCCUCCCUCACCCCUCUCAGCUUCACCCCUGCCCAGGGAAGAUCGUUUACUCCACGGAAGCCGCACGUCUGAUUACGAGCUUCUCCAGAGACUAGCUGCAGGCGGAGCAGCUGGGCGUGUACUGUUCCACCCUCUCGCUCUUGGACCUCCAGGGCCUCAGAGCCUUUAUGCUCCAAGCACCAUACGCUACGCCCCUCCGGAGCUGCCCACUGCCCAUGCGGAAGGGCCCCGCCUGGAUCACGCACCCAAAUCACCCACUUUCUUUCCACAUCUGCAGAGAAUUGCCGCUCUACCACCCUUCAGCGGCUUCUCUCCUUCAGAGACUCCCUUUGCUUCAUCCCUUACCUUCUGCAUGAACGGACUGAGAGGAGCCGCAGGGACAGACGAGGACUGAGAAAAUACAGACUGUAAAUAUGAGAGGGAAGAAAGAGAUAGGUAGCACAACACUUUAAAUAUACUGAAGGAACUGAGAGGGAAGGGGUGCAGGCUUGCCAUACAGUCUUCCCAGCAUCCUUUCCGAGUAGCUCAUGCGUUUGCACAGGUCUUCCUCUCUCUGGUUAUGCAGGAAAAGCCAUAAUGUACAAAUGGAGUUCAUCAUACAGACAUGUUCAUAUGAAACUCCGAAGGGGUGAAAUAUUUACAUUAAUUAAAAGAAAUGGACCUUUUAGUGCAACGGCAUAUCAGGACAUAAUGCCAAGCAAGAAAAAUAAACCCUAGGCUGAAAUGAGAAAGCACAGUCCCUUCACGGAGUAAACACAAAUAAGCCUCUUUUACAGUUUACUUGUUUGUUUGUUUUUUACAAAAAACAUGCAGUAUUAGUAUCUUAUUCAUAAGCAUACAGGAAAUGAAUAACUUCAGACAGUGCAACCAUAUUUAAAAUAUUUGGUAUUUAAAGACUACAUACAUGCAAGGCUUGAAAGCCCUAUACACAUAUUGUGAAUAAAUUUACUGUCAUGAAAUUUAACUAACUUCUUAUAAGGAUUUAGGGUCAAUUGGUUGGGAGGGUGAAACCACCGUCUUUCAUCAUCAUCAUGUCCAAGCACUUACAUUCAAGCGUCUGGCUUUGAAUAUAUAGCACUUCAUUAAUGACCACACUUUCCAUUUUUCCCUACUGUAUGAAAAAGAUGAUGUUGAUACAGCUGUGGUCAAUAAAAAGUACUUUUUAUAUCAAACUGAAAAAAAAAAUCAAAGAACAAAAAGAUGUGAUCACUGGAAAGGGAAAAUGCCCAAGUGGUCCUUAAAGUCAAAGCAUUCAGAUAAAUGCAUACUACACUGUUCAACUGAUGUUUUGUGUGCAGAUUAUUUACUAACAAAAGGGACAUGAAAAAUCCUAUCAUUUUUAUGUGUUUGUGCCAAAAGAAUCACUUUUAAAUGUAAAUGGCCAUAAGUUUUCAAUCUGAAGGACAAGCCUUUUGUGUUUUAAUUAUUAGUGCACAUAUGUUGUGAGCAAGUGAGCGAGCCAGUGAAUCACUGAUUGAAAAAGUGAGUCGACGAGUGAUUGAGUGAGUGACUGAGUGAUUUUGUGUGUGUGUGUGUGUGUGUGUGUGUGUGUGUGUGUGAGUAUUAUAGCGAGGGCAGACACAUGUGUUCUAUGUUUCAUGAGAUUGUGGUCUCUUUAACUUUUUCCAUCACUGUGAAUCUAACCUUUUUAUGUUGAAAUGUUUGUGAAAACAAUGAUAUCAACAUUAAAUGAAAAUAAAAAUCUGUAAAGAUCAUUGUAAUGAUAAUACAGAUGACAGAUAAUAAACUCUAUU